AUGAUGAGCCACAGACGUGGAGGCCACGCCGCACUCGUGUCUCUUCUCCUUCCGCUAACUUCACACCGCUUCUGCGUUUCCCCUUCUCACGUUCUCUCGAUUGCGUCCUGUGCUUUCCCUUGCACCCACUCCUGUUGUGUGCAGCAGGGCGUGCACCCUUCCCACCUGCCUGCCUGCCUGCCUGCCUGCCGGCGCCCACGUGCGUGCUUCGUCUCUGCAUUGUGUAGGGCACAUGAGCAUGCAGUGAUGUUCAGCUACAACAACAUCAUAGAGAAGGGGGAGCCCCUCAACAAGGAGAUCAUCGACCAUGUAUUGGACCAUGUGACCGAGUUCCCGACGCCCACGAUGGUGUCCGUAGGCGACGGUAAGGCCGACUGCAUAGUGCUCGAGAACUUUUUGACGCACGAGGAGUGCGACCAACUCGUCGCGGCCUGCGAGAAGGUGGGCUACACUUUCUGGCUCCAGAAGAACCACCACGACGCCGACGGAGAAGCUACGUGCGACAGCGGCUCUAAAGCGGUGCGCGUCGUGGACACCAUCGAGGCGAACUUUCCGCACCUCUCGGCGAAGCUGUACGAGCGCAUUGCCCGUGUCGUCUCUCUCAAGCCGAAGUGUUUUUCAGAAGAUAUGCCGAACGCCGAAGAGCUCUUUGAGCGUGAGCUCGCCGGCACGUGGGUGCCCCACGCCCUCUCCGAAAAUCUUCUCUUCGGCCGCUACCACCCUGGUGGCCACUUUAUGCCCCACGUGGACGGUGCCACCAUUUUGGACCUCAAUACCCGCUCCUUCUACACGCUGCUCAUCUACCUCAAUGACUGCUUGCAUGGCGGAGAGACCUUUAUCUUUGCGGGUGAGCAGUGCAACGUCAUGUACCUGGACGAGAAGGAGAACCAGUACCGCGGCAACGCGACGCAACGGGUGGGAGCCGUGUACCCCAAGAAGGGCUCAGCCGCAUUUUUCUACUACAACCUGCUACACGAAGGGGCGCCGGUGCUGGAAGGGCACAAGUACAUCUGUCGCGCAGACCUGCUCUACCACCGUACGCCCACCAUUUUCACUUCGGAGGCAGAUGAGAAGGCGUUCAAGGCGUACCAGGAGGCGCGCCUGGCCGAAAGCCACGGAGAUGCGGAGCGGGCGUGUCAGCUCUUCCAGCGCGUUCGCAAGCUCUCCAAGGGCGUCGCAUCCAUCUUCCAGAUCGAGUAA
Messenger RNA from Leishmania major strain Friedlin, 1200 nucleotides. RefSeq lists its product as hypothetical. Gene Ontology annotation, cellular component: endoplasmic reticulum. Gene Ontology annotation, biological process: peptidyl-proline hydroxylation to 4-hydroxy-L-proline. The transcript has a single exon. Gene Ontology annotation, molecular function: iron ion binding; L-ascorbic acid binding; procollagen-proline 4-dioxygenase activity. The record is from RefSeq and is a predicted model, not a curated record. Bases 1 to 1200 code for a protein of 399 amino acids. Lineage: Eukaryota; Euglenozoa; Kinetoplastea; Trypanosomatida; Trypanosomatidae.